Messenger RNA from Rhipicephalus microplus (southern cattle tick), 3018 nucleotides. RefSeq names its product 3-ketodihydrosphingosine reductase (gene Kdsr). The record is from RefSeq and is a predicted model, not a curated record. Gene Ontology annotation, biological process: sphingolipid biosynthetic process. Gene Ontology annotation, cellular component: endoplasmic reticulum membrane. Lineage: Eukaryota; Metazoa; Arthropoda; Arachnida; Ixodida; Ixodidae. Gene Ontology annotation, molecular function: 3-dehydrosphinganine reductase activity.
GAUCUCAUCGUGUGAUGAGCGCUGACAGAGACGGGCGCGAGUCACCCGCUAAUCUUUGUCCUUAGGACUUUAAAACGACAGCUCGCAGCUGCUACGUGAGCUGACUCGUGCCCAGCCAGUGCUAUCUUCAUUGUCAUCAGUUGUUUUCGCGUCGUCGGCGACGGAAAAACGUAGACAAAGUCGCGUUCUCUCGCAUCAUCGUUCGAAGGCGGGAACUUUUUAUUUUGUUACCGCUGCGUUGCCUCUUGAUUGAUCCAUUAACGCUGCCAUCAGGCUUACAAUCUCUGUCAGAAGACUGGGCGAUGGCACUGCUUUCAUCGCUGCUGUCCACACCGUGGCAGUAUUAUGUGUCCUUCCUGCUCACAUCCCCAGUGGCGCUCCUCGUAGUGUCGAAGCUGUGGCGCCGAUACCGGGCUCAACACGCCUGUCUGCGGCACCGACACUUUGUCAUCACCGGUGGCUCCAGCGGUAUCGGCCGUGCGCUCGCCCGAGCUGCUGUACGAAGAGGUGCUAAUGUGACAAUAAUUGCACGAAACCUGGACCGUCUCGAGGAGGCAAAGCUUGAGCUGCUCGAAGAAGCAAGCUCACCCGAGCAGGCCGUUCACACGCUGUCGGCUGACCUGGCGAAGGGCAACACUAGCGAGGCAGUGCUCGCCAGGGGCAUCGAAGAGGCCGAGCAGGUCUGCGGACCCGUGGACUACCUUGUGAACUGCGCCGGCUCCGCGAUCAGCUUGCGUUUCGAUGAGACACCACUGAUCGAGUUUCGGCGCAUGAUGGAGGUCAACUACCUGAGUGCGGUGCACACGACCAUGGCAGUGCUGCCUGGCAUGAAGCAGCGAGGCUCGGGCAGCAUCACUUUUGUGUCGUCCAUCGUUGGCUUGAUGGGCCUGUAUGGCUACACGGCCUACUGCCCGUCCAAGUUUGCCCUCGUGGGUCUGGCGCAGUCGCUCCGGAUGGAGGUCAAGCAUCACGGCAUCCACGUGAUGGUGGCCUUCCCGCCGGACACAGACACACCUGGCUUUGCAGAGGAGGAGCGCACCAAGCCGACUGAGACCAAGCUCAUCUCGGCGAUGGUCGGCCUGUCGUCAGCCGACGCGGUGGCCACCACCAUGCUGCAGGACAUUUUGGAGAGCAACACAACCUCAGCCCUGGGACUCGACGGUCAAGUGGCAUUGAUAAUGUGCGCAGGCAUGAUGCCACCCAGCUCGCUGCUUGAGGUGGCCAUGCAGGCUCUCACCAUGGGCGCCCUGCGAGUCGUGGGAUGCCUUUACCAGUUGCACUUCUACCGGCUCAUCGCUCGUUGCGCGGCAAACCGCGAAGAUAGCAAGAAGGGAAGCUAACUUGGGGCAGCUGUGAACAGAUGGCUUGGUGUGGUUGGGAACAUUGCGGCAUUUGGGGAAGCUUUACAGCAGCCUUUUGGGGGACUUUCACAAUGAUUCAUUUGUUACACAUUUAGGAUUUGUCUGUGACGCACACUGAAGCAUAGAGCUCCUCCAAAUGGAUUUGCAAGCCGAGAUUGACCCGACAUAGUUGUGGCACGUUAGAAUUCCGAUGGUGACGCAUUUGUGGCACUGCGCGACUUGUGACGGUCCGCUACUCUAGAUGGUUGACAAUUGUCAUUUACAAGGCAUGGUAGAACAUUUACCCCAUGAAUUCACAAAAUGGGCAAGUACCACCAGGAAACUCGUCGCACUUCUUGUUGGGGGAUGGUCACUUACAUGCGAGGGUACACAUUUGUAUUCAGCGUGGAUAAUCUAGAAUGGAUGGUUGGCGCUAAAAAGGUCAUACUUUUUGCAUCUCUGGUGCUAGUACUUUGAGGCUUGUGACGGUCACGGAUGUCUCCCAAGUGAAAGGGUGAAACUACCUCCUUAUGAGCUUGUAAAGUGUUCCUCGUUUGUUGUGGAUUUGAUAGGGGGUUCUAAAGGAAUCGUUUUGGUACAAAUUAGAUGUGUGCAUGGUCUUUGAUUGUUUGAGGCUUCUCGGUCUUCUGUUCACAAUGGCAUAAAGUGGCCACUUAUUUUGUGUUUCACUAAACAGAAUGGUCAUAGAAUGUGAAAGACAAGGUUAUACACCACGACAGCGUAAUUUGUACUUGUUAACUAGUCAUGAUUAUUAGCUAUUGCCAAAUGUUAAACAUCAAGUUUUGAAAAUUUCAACAAUUGCAAUCUUGCCAAAGGCUCUUGUAGAGAACUGUGCCCACUGUUGGAAAAUUGGGAAAUCACUCCGACGAAGCUAAUGAUUAGCCAGUUUUGAAGCUUUAGGGAAAAGUUUUGUUAAAGGCUAAAAAGAUGAGAACGCACACAUUGCAUGACAAGUCGGAUGUUAAUUUUUGUUGAAAAAAAUAGGGACAUAUUGUCAUCUUUGUUAUUUUUUGUGUGUGUGUUUCUUGCUGCUGCACUUAGCCAGUACUUUAGUUUCUCAUAAUCAAUCCUAAUUGGCAUAUUUGCUAGCAGUUAGCUGGGUUAACUACUAGUAAUUGUUUGUUCACCCUAUGGUUAAGUAUGACUUGUAAAUAGCUAAGGCUUUGAGAGGGGUUUUGUAGAGCCACAUGUUUUGUACAAAAGGCAACAGGUUAAAAGCAAGUUGCAGACAUAACAGCAAAGUCUUCAUUCAGCUUAACCUAGACCUACAGUCCUAGCUUUGCACAUUUUCGCUGGUUUCCACAACGCACACAACGUGACUCAAUUUCUAUUUUAGCAUGUGUACCUAGACAGGUGAACUGCUGGUUAACAUCACCCCUAUUUUUUCCACAACUAGGCUACCUCUUGGCAUGUGUCGAUUCUCGGUCACAAUAUGCCUCACUAUAUCUCUCUAUGGUUUACAUUCCCAAUUUUUGUGCAGGCCAAAGUAGAAACUUUCAUGUCCUGAAGCUUUACUCUGUUUGCAUGUUAAGCGUUUAAUACACAAGUUAUGUGCAGGUAUAUUGCCGUGUGUCUAUUGAUAGCGUUAGUAAUUGCAAAAUAAUGCCUUUGGGCCCACUUCCAACAUUCAUAGAAAAUGUCUCUCUUUUUCAGCCAA